Desarmillaria tabescens is the source of this 2991-nucleotide messenger RNA. Its product is annotated as ARM repeat-containing protein. The coding region runs from base 1 to 2991 and encodes 996 amino acids. Gene Ontology annotation, biological process: iron-sulfur cluster assembly. Gene Ontology annotation, cellular component: cytosolic [4Fe-4S] assembly targeting complex. The transcript has 21 exons. Lineage: Eukaryota; Fungi; Basidiomycota; Agaricomycetes; Agaricales; Physalacriaceae. The record is from RefSeq and is a predicted model, not a curated record.
AUGGAAUCGACAGAGCGGCUUGUGCAUACAUGGAUGGCGUCUGGUAGGGACGAGGAGGUUGCAGCGACGGUGUCUGAAUACUUAACUUCUGAAGAAGAUAAUCUUCGCACCAAGGGCGUUGAAUUCCUGUCUUUGGUACUGGACCGAUGUCCCCCAGAAAAAUUAAAUCGCCAAUCUGUACGAGUCCUUGUGACGUUCUACUGCAGCAAACUAGAGGACACGGAGACAAUAAUACCUGCUCUGAAAGGACUGCUUUCACUUUCUCGUCUUAACAACUGUACAAAUGAAGAUGUGCCCGUCAUUAUCAAAGCUUUAUUCACAUACGUCAGAAUGAAAGUACUCGUCCAGUCAGUACGGCUGGUCGUGUAUUCCAUCAUUGACAAUUUCAUGGCGCGUCACAGAGAUGCUCUAAAGCGGAUGAACAAGGAAUUCUUGGUUGGUUAUAUCACCCUCGCAGAUGGCGAAAAGGAUCCAAGAAAUCUUUUGGUCGCAUUCGCAAUCGCACGAGUAAUUCUCGUCGAGUUUGAUAUAUCUGAUUUUGUGGAGGGUUUCUUCAACAUAACGUUCUGUUACUUUCCCAUCACGUUCCGACCACCUCCAAAUGACCCUUACGGUAUCAGUGCUGAUGACCUCAAACGCAAUCUUCGCCGCUGCUUGAGUGCAACACCUGCGUUUGGCCCAAUGGCUAUACCUGUCUUCUUGGAAAAGCUUACAGCCGGAUCGCCUAUGACCAAGAGGGAUACAUUGCAGAGCAUGUCAGAAUGUUUCCCCGUGUACGGUGCUGGUUUGGCCAGGAGUUCUGCGCGUGAAAUUUGGAAUGCGCUCAAGUUGGAGAUAUUCCAACCGACCGAUACCAUCACUGCGGACAUGGCCUUGAGCUGUACGCAAUCUUUGGUAAAGACCAUAUAUUCGGCAGACUCGAAGGCGGAAGACGACUCGAAAACAGACAUCGAAGGCCUGGCUCAAGACGCAUGCGAAGAGUGUAUCAAAAUCCUUCGUGAACCGGAGAAAAGUCAGGCGAGGCCUGCGAUCAAGGUUCUUUGUGCUUUUAUGUCAACUACCCCUUCCGUUGCCCGUUACACUAUUUCGAAGACGGCACCACAUUUAGUUACACUAUUCGUUACACUUGAGGAGACAACCAGUCGACUAUCUGAUCUAUUGCUGCUGUCGGACCUCAUCGCUGCGGCAAGGGAUUCCGUUUCCAACCUCCAACAGUCGGAAGUCACGGAGCCUCCGUUGUUACUCUACAAAGAUGAAGUCCUUGGCAUUGUCACUACAGGUCUCCAAACUAGCUCUCUCAGGCGACCUGCCUUGGCCUGUCUUUUGGGAAUGGUAUCUACGAAAAAUUUACUCACAGAUGAAGAACUCGGCUUCGUCGUCCAUAAGACUAAUGAGGUUCUGCAGGGAAACAGCGAUGAAAAUGAAGACGAAAGUGAUACACUGAAAUUGUUGACAACUAUAACUACUAUAUCUCCCCAUCAUGUGGUUGACCAAACUCUACCUCUUUUAUUCAACGACCUUCCCGACCGACCUCCUUCAAGGGACGCAGUCGCAGAUCGCAUAAAAUACCGGCGUGUUCUAACAGCGCUGAGCACUCUCUGCCAGCAACCAGAGCUUUUCGAGGUCUUCAUGAUACGGUUGACUACGAGAGUCGAGCUUCUUUGUUCUUCUACAGAUAUCGAGGCUGACUUGGAACCUCGCGCUGCGUAUGCGCAUGCCAUCCUCAAGUCCAUUGCCCAGACAAUGUCAUCGAAAGUCGACGAGAGGCACGUUGAUGUUCCUAAAUACAUCGACCGACUUGUACCGAGACUAUUCAACCUUUUUAUCUAUUCAGCUCUGAACUCUGAUGGUGGUUAUGUGAUAGCCACAGAUCCUAGGCUGAUCCUCGUUGCUGGGGAUAUUAUCAGUCUAGUGACUCAAUGCCUAACGGUGGAGAAAUAUCAAAUAUUUAUGGCUGUCGUAUUUUCUGCGUUUCUUUCGGGAAAUGUCGCCGGUAUCUGUGAAGGGCAACCAAAACUUCCCGUCGAUGUAGUGAUACAUCCAUUCCAGGAAUCUGCCUCUACACCGAUAAAGAAUCUGAUCCUUUUAUUUGCCGCUGCAACUGAUAUUUUGAAGUGGAGUCUUACGACAGCGGACAAUGACAUACAGAGAGAAGCUGCUUGGAAGAUCCUAGCUUCUAUUCUUAACAAGCAUACUGCAGGAAAAGUAUAUGUCGUUAAUCGCCGAGCAGAUGCCUCUGGAUUCCUCACUCAACAGCUUGAGACAUUCGCACCAAAUAGACUGUUCCGAUACAGCCUUGACAGUGUUGCGGCCUGGGUCCAUAUCUGUAAAGCGCUCCUGGUUCAGAGCCAUCCGCUGACUCUUGACUUUUCUGACCGCCUGUUUGGCGUGUUCGGGGACGAGAGUAUUGGCUGGGAUGCAGCCAAGGCAAUCGGACAAGUUGUUGAACCUGGUGAUGUGCUGUCGAAGAGCAAUCACGCAGUCAUCAAGAUUUUACACGUGCAACGAUUCGUUAGCAAGAUUUUACCCCGUAUCAUUACCGGGGCAAACGACGCAAGCAAACCUGAUGAACAAAUAUCCAAUCUUGUAGCCCUAGCAUCUCUCAUUAAAUCUAUAUCAAAAUCAUUAUAUUCACAACAGAUGCCUACAUUAAUACCUCUUCUAUUACGCGGUCUCGACCUUCCCGAUGAAAGUACACACGUGAAUGUCAUUGACACAUUCAUUGCUGCUGCAGAAGGAGAUACGCCUGAACAAAGCCUGGUCGCCGAACAUGUCCCAUCAUUGAUAUCCAAGAUGCUGAAGAACAGUAGGAUUCAGGAUAUGCCUUCGAUGAGAGUAAGAAUCGCAGCAACCCGAUAUCUGGCCAUCCUGCCGCAGAUUGUCCGUUAUGAUAUCUUGCAUCCUUACAAGUCGCAAGUUGUCAAAGAGCUGGUGAAAGUUCUAGAUGAUUCCAAGCGUGCUGUCAGAAAAGAAGCCGUCGAUGCACGGUAA